AUGGCUGUAAACAUCCCGGGGGUGAUAGCUGUAGCUGUGUUUUAUGUGAUCAUUCUGGCAACUGGAAUAUGGGCAUCUCGAAGGUCCAGGCAAGAGGAGAAGAGAACCACUGGGACUGGAACAGAAGUCACCCUGAUCGCUGGUCGAAAAAUAAAUAUCAUUGUGGGAAUUUUCACAAUGACAGCUACAUGGGUUGGAGGAGCCUACAUCAUGGUAACAUCUACAGCUACCUACGACCCUACAAAGGGCUUGAUCUGGGCAACAAUGCCCCUGGACUUCAUCAUUAAUUUUUUAUUAGCUGGUUUUUUCUUUGCUAAACCACUGAGGGAAAAGGAGUAUGUUACAAUGAUGGACCCGUUUCAGCUGAAGUACGGGGAUACUGUGAGCUGUGCUCUCCUGAUUCCUAUCCUGAUCAGUGACAUAUUCGUGGUAGCAAGCACCUUGGCGAGUUUAGGAGGAACCUUAAGCGUGAUUCUGGAUAUAUCCUCUUUCUACUCCAUAUGCACCUCGGCCGCUGUGGGCAUAAUCUACACACUUCUCGGGGGAAUGUUCUCCGUGGCCUAUACUGACAUCAUACAGCUGCUGUUCAUUGCUGUUAGUAUGUGGCUGUGUGUUCCAUUCAUGAUGCUGAAUCCAGCAUCCACUGACAUCACGCUUACAGCAUUCAAUGGCACCUUCCAAGCUCCUUGGGUGGGAAUGUUGGAGCCAGGGGAUGUGGGGUUGUGGAUAGAUGAAUUCCUGGUUUUGAGUCUUGGAGGUCUGGCCUAUCAAUCCUUGCACCAGAGAAUCCUGUCAGCAUCGUCGGUCAGAGAUGCCCAGGUCAUGUGUUUCUCUGCAGCUGGUUUUUCCAGCAUCAUGGGCAUUCCUUCAAUACUCGCUGGGGCAGUGGCUGCAUCAACAAACUGGAACAUGACCAGUUACGGUUCUCCCUCUCCCUAUGAGCGCGGAGAAGCCGGUAAAAUCCUCCCGAUCGCUCUGCAGCACCUCGUGCCCAACUACAUCUCCAUCUUGGGCACCGGGGCUGUAGCAGCGGCUGUGAUGUCAUCCAUGGACUCCGCUCUCCUGGCCUCAGCCUCCUUAUUUAGCAAAAACAUCUACAAAGCAUUGAUUAGAAAGCAGGCCUCCGACCGAGAGCUGCAGUGGGUGAUCAAGGGCUCGGUGACCGUGGUGGGGCUGGCGGGAAUGGGACUGUCCUUCCUGGAGGACAGCUUUCUGCCGCUCUUCGUCUUCAGUACCGACGUGCUGUACACCGUGGUUCUGCCCCAGCUUGUGUGCGUCCUCCACCUGCCCGUCACCAACGUGUACGGCGCCGUGGGCGGCUACGUCUCGGGCGUGGCCCUGAGGCUGCUGAGCGGGGAGCCCUUACUCCACCUGCCCCCCGUCAUCCACUUCCCCGGCUGCAGGCUCGUCGACGGCGUGUACGUCCAGCACUUCCCUCACCGGAGCCUGGCCAUGCUGCUGUCGCUGUGCAGCACCGCCCUGAUCUCCUACGCCACGGCCGAGCUGCUCCACCGAGGCGUGCUGCCGAGGAGCUGGGAUCUCCGGCCGGCUGGGACAGACGCGCCUCGCGUGGGAUGUGCUAACGUGACCGGUAACGCUGAUAACGAACAGCCUGCGGCUUCAGAUCAACUGCUGGACACAAGCUGUUAG
This is a messenger RNA of Conger conger (European conger), 1650 nucleotides long. RefSeq names its product high-affinity choline transporter 1-like. The record is from RefSeq and is a predicted model, not a curated record. Bases 1 to 1650 code for a protein of 549 amino acids. The transcript is spliced from 8 exons. Gene Ontology annotation, cellular component: plasma membrane. Gene Ontology annotation, molecular function: choline:sodium symporter activity. Gene Ontology annotation, biological process: choline transport; acetylcholine biosynthetic process; transmembrane transport. NCBI's taxonomy places the organism in Eukaryota, Metazoa, Chordata, Actinopteri, Anguilliformes, Congridae.